UAUUAUUCUAUAAGUAAAUAUAUCAAUUCAAUUCAAUUAUUUGUAGUAAUGGACAUGAACAAAUCGUGUUACGUACAAAUUGAAGAUGAUAAUCAAACAUUAAUAAUCAAAGAAAAAUUCAAAAUGUACUCUAAAAUGUUGAAUUUUGUUUUUGUGAUAAUCAUAUUUUGUUUAUUACUUAUUAUUGUAAUAGAUUUUGAUGCCAGAAAAUUGGAACCGAUGAUACUGGGAUUGAAAGAAGACUUCAACAAUACGAGGGCUAAUGAAUCCUCACCAUAUGCUUAUGUGUGGGAAGCUAUAAGAUCGGCCAUUGCGCCAAGUACCUAUAUAGUUUUUUUUAUAUUUAAUUUUAAUUAUAUAUAUAUUUUCACAUCUUAUUUUUCGAAUGGUUACAAUUGUAAUAACUAUUGGUGAUAUUAUUAUUAUUCAUGGGAAUCUAUAUUAUUCCUAAAUUUGUUGAAUUUGUUAAAUUUAUUGUUGCGUCCUUUGAUUUCAGGGUACUUGACGCAAUGGCCGAUCUUAUAGCUUCCCAUACAUAAGCAUAUGGAAAAUUAAAUCAUGUAAAGAAAAUGCCAAUCUAAAUAACUGGUGAAAUUUUCAAGUAUCUACAUCUUGUAAUUUUUGAAUUAUAAAAAAUAUUUAAAUUCAUUUGACUUAUUAAAGGACAAAUCGUUAUCGUUACGCGAUUUCGUAAAAAUUUAAAAUUCAAACGGUUAUAACAUUUUUCCUAUAAUGACGCUUCGA
Messenger RNA from Aphis gossypii (cotton aphid), 744 nucleotides. RefSeq lists its product as uncharacterized. The transcript is spliced from 3 exons. NCBI's taxonomy places the organism in Eukaryota, Metazoa, Arthropoda, Insecta, Hemiptera, Aphididae. The record is from RefSeq and is a predicted model, not a curated record. Bases 49 to 414 code for a protein of 121 amino acids.